AUGGCUGCGAUGGCUGCGAUGGCCCCCAUGCAAAGCCUUCAGUUGGAGCCACUUCCGCGCAAGCCGGAAGAAGAGCCGAUCGACGGCCCCUCGGGCCACUUGCCGGAUGGCAGUCCGGAUGGCGUGGAGCACUUGCCGGAUGGCAGUCCGGAUGGCAUGGAGCAGUUUCAGCGGAGUGGGGCCAGAAGGUACCAAAGUCACCGAAACCCGAUGCCGACUGUGCCAAGAUCUUGGGAAGCCAUGAACAUCCACACUCUGGCUCGAGCGGAGCCCGAGCAAGCUGCAGAGCCAGGGCAGCCAGAUCUGAGGGCGGCUUCGGCUCCGCCAAUCCUUCCCAAUGCUCCUCCCAAGAUUCUCUGCCGAGUCUGCAGAAAGGCCGCCUUGGGCAUCAGGAUGCGCACCUGCCGAGCAGAAGGUUGA
This is a messenger RNA of Symbiodinium natans, 420 nucleotides long. The record is from the annotation of a GenBank genome assembly. NCBI's taxonomy places the organism in Eukaryota, Dinophyceae, Suessiales, Symbiodiniaceae.